AUGCGUUUCUUCACCUUCGUAAUCACCGCCUUCGCAACCAGCGCCCUCGCUGCCCCGGCCGCCAUCAACCCCGACUGGAUGGGGGGUAUUCUCAACAUCUUCAACAGACCCCACGGCAAAGUCAGCGCUGAAGCGAGUGCUAGCCCCAGUGCCAGCGCUGCCAGUUCCAGUGUCGCUUUGACUCCUACUCCGAGUCCCACCGUUGGCACCAUUGUCCCGCUGCUGCGUGCAGGGGAAUCAUCGCUAUUGUAG
Molecule: messenger RNA, 252 nt
Organism: Aspergillus pseudotamarii
Lineage: Eukaryota; Fungi; Ascomycota; Eurotiomycetes; Eurotiales; Aspergillaceae
Exons: 2
Coding region: 1-252 (83 amino acids)
Source: RefSeq, a predicted model, not a curated record